AAAACAGUUUAAAUUUGUCAAUUUUUCAGAUAUAGAAAUGAUUAGGUCCAAAGAAGAGAAUCUGCACUCAAAGUGAAUAAAUAAAACGAAUGGGGUGAAUUUUGCAAAUGCUACAAGUUGACAAAUAAACUCUAGAAGCAACAUGUUUUUAUUUCGAUGUAUAUGAUGUAACCUCAACAAGAUCAUGCCACCCCCUCCCCCACCUCCGGGAGCUCCUCCCCCUCCCUCCUUCUCUCUUGGCUCCGUCAAACCUGCCGGAGAAAGGAAGGAUUUAUUGAAAGAUAUUCAGGCUGGCGCUAAACUGAGAAAGACUACCACCAAUGAUAGAAGCGCACCUAUUGUAUCCACAGGGAAAGCCUCAACUCCUGCACCGUCCGGCGGAGGCGGCGGAGGAAGAGCGGAGAAUAAUUCUAGUCAGAAUGUUGGACCUUUGCCCGGUAUUGGCGGACUGUUUGCAGGCGGAAUCCCAACUCUUAAGAAAACUAAGGGCGGAGUCUCUACUGGGCGGAGUAACAAUGAUUUUGCUCCUUUAAACCGGGAUCCGACCCCUGGGAACGGGUCCUUGUAUAAAAACUCGUAUAAUUCUACUUCUUCUAGUCUGGACAUAUCCAAGAAAAGCUGUGACCGAACUCGGGGUGGGGGGUCUCUACACUCCUACUACUUCGGAGAAACCCCAGAUAUAAUUUCACCCGAACCCACUUUAUGUUCCAUACCAACAAGCAGACCAGGGCGUAAUAAUGGAACUCCUUCGAAUGGAACUCCUACUUAUGGAAUCCGACGGAACGGCGAGCUCAAUGGAAUAAAUGGAAACAAUCAAAAUUAUUCAAUUCAAAAAACAACUUCUACGGAUUCCAUGCUGCAGAAGGCCCCGGUUCCCCCUAAACCUGGAAAACUAUCCAAGACAAAAUCCUCGACCUUUAUAUCUCCUGAGCAGUCGGAGAAGAUUAUGUACAAUACUAGAGUUACCCUCACACUUAGGAGAUCAAGACAAAAUUUAAACGAAGACGACGGUGAUCCAGUUUACAGUAGAACACCGGUCAGAGAAAACUACUUUUUCGGAGAAAACGGCGGCGAAGAUACCCGAAUGACCCCAAGUUGUGUGCCGAAUGGUCGAGUAAGAAAGCGUGCUGAGGAGCUACGAUCUGCCUGCCCGACCCCGCCUCCCCUGGCGGUUAAACCAUCUCUUCAACACACUCGGUUUAGUUACAAUUGUACACAGUUUGGACAGAAAGGGUUGGAUCGUGUUAGCACCAAGUACUCCUCUAGUCCUCGAACCAACAGCCUAACUCUUCUCCUAGCCUUUCUCCAAGUCCUAGUCCGGUUGGAUCAACACCUACAAGAGGUCCACCCUUCCCCUCCUCAGCCCCGCCCCUGGCCGCCUCCGCCCCCCUCCAAUCCUAAACCUUCAGUGCCAAACACCAAACCAAACCUAACUCCUCGUGGACCUUCAGGUUCUCCUGGUUUAGUUCAUCCCUCGUCUAAACCUCCUCCUCCUCCUCCAUCUAAACCUGGUGUCUCCUCCUCGAAUCUAAACCUGGCCAGAAAUCAAACAGUUUCUAAAAGUUUUAAUCAAACCAUAGGACAUGGUCCUCAGGGUAGACCUGUUCUACAUAAUCUAGGAGAAAGAACAACAAAGGAUGAUACAAGUAUCAGAAAUGGACACGCCCCUCCUCCUCCGCUACGCACAGUAAGCCAAGCACAAAUAACUACGAACAAACUACCAACCCGUGCCCCGCCUCCUCCGCCCCCGGGACAUAAACGACCUUCCCAACCUCCUCCACCCCCUCCCUCCAACCCUCCACCUCCUCCGGGAAUUCAGCCUCCGAAUAAAGCGUUGCCUCCGCCUCCUCCAAACCAUUUGAGUGGAGAUCCUCCGACGCCUCCGACGCGACGGGAUAGUAUGUAUAGAGCAGGACACAACUCCUCAGGAUACAACAGCUCCGCCUCCUCCACCGGAGAAAGUUUCGAAUCCCGGUUCUCCUCGAGGUUUAAGGCUCCGCAGUUUCUCCCACCUCCGGAACCAUUUAGCGGUUGUCAGAAAACAUAUCCAAGCAAAAACACAAUUCCAGUUCGACAUGGAAGUCAGAUAAAACGAACACCUGCUCCUCCUCCUCCCCCCGGAAAGGGACAGGCUGCCUAUGGUAGCCUAGGACGGGCCCCUUCUGCUCCAAGACUGUGGACCACCACAACUACAGGGGUUCUCUAGAACCCCCCUCUCCAUAUACUAUUUAAACUAAUACAUUCAUUUUCCGACUCUCAUUCAAGUAUUAUCAUAUAUAAUUCCUAUUUAACCAGUUCAAACAGGCCUACCCUUAGAGAUUAGGUCACUAAUUACAUAUUAAUAUAUAAUGCAGAAACAUGUGAUAUUGAAUUAAGAGAACGCUAUAAGAUCAUGUUCUGGUUUUCCUUAUUUUACAGGCUCAGCACAGAUAUGGAAAAUUCAUUCUUUUCAAGGGGAGUCACCCUCAUACAACCAAAUGUCACCCAACUGUUGGGUGUUUUAUGAACAAAUUUACAAUAACGAAUUGGGUGUUAAAAAAUUGACCUAUUUGAACAAUUUGCUUUUUCUGCUUAACACCCCCCCCUUUCCCCUCCUAACUGUAAUUUUCUCAUUGUAAUUUUACUUUAUUGAUUAAAGAACUGUGUUUUCUGAUCGAUUUAACAAUGUUGACAAAUUAUUGUGACAAAUUUCCUUCUGUACUCGUGUUAAUGAGUGAUUAGAUUAUAUUUUGUAUACAUCAAUACAUAUGAUUGAUUAAUUAUUAAGUAAAUAUAA
This is a messenger RNA of Eurytemora carolleeae, 2776 nucleotides long. Its product is annotated as WAS/WASL-interacting protein family member 1. The transcript is spliced from 8 exons. Lineage: Eukaryota; Metazoa; Arthropoda; Copepoda; Calanoida; Temoridae. Gene Ontology annotation, molecular function: actin binding. The record is from RefSeq and is a predicted model, not a curated record. Bases 185 to 2206 code for a protein of 673 amino acids.